AUGGUGGAGGAGAAUCCUCGUCUGAGGAAAAAGGAGGGCAUUUCAGAAAUUGUGAAAGGUGUAAUCAAGAUUUUGCGGCUGAGCAUCGCUGGAAUGAAUAAGUCAAACCUGACCUACAGAUUAAGCCCAGGAUCACCACUCUGUGAUGGGUUUAAUUUAAGGUCAUUUCGCUGGGCACAGACCAUGAUCUUUGCAUUACAUGAAAUAAACAGUGACCUUAUGCUCCUGCCAAACAUAACAUUGGGCUAUGAGAUAUACGACACCUGUACCACUCCAGCUCAGUCACUGAGAGCAGCGCUCACAUUAGCAAGACACAAGGAAGAUGCUUCUGAUGGUAACUGUAUGGAGACUUCCUCCAAUUCUGUCAUUGUCGGUGAUUCAGGAUCAACACAGUCGAUCGUUGUGGCAAAAACACUGGGACCUCUCCACAUUCCAAUGGUCAGUUACUUUUCAUCUUGUUCCUGUCUCAGUAACAGAGAAGAGUUCCCAGCCUUUUUUCGAACAAUACCAAGUGACACCUUUCAGGCCAGAGCAGUAGUGCGCCUGGUGCAGAGGUUUGGCUGGACCUGGGUUGGCUCAGUUGCAGGUGAUGAUGACUAUGGUCGGUACGGAACUCAAGCGUUCACUGAUGAAGUUAAAAAACUGGGAGUGUGCAUUGCCUUCACUGAGCUCAUUCCGAAGGUAUAUUCCAGAGAAAGAAUCCUUCAAAUAACAGAGACAAUCAAAAGAUCUACGGCAAGAGUUAUUGUCAUGUUUGCCCUUGAGGGAGAUGCAUAUCCUCUGAUUAAAGAAGUUGUCCAGCAAAACAUCACUGGGCACCAAUGGAUCGCCAGCGAGGCUUGGGUCACCUCAUCUCUCAUGGCAACAGCAGAACAUCUUCCAGCCUUGGAUGGGACAAUAGGGUUUGCCAUUCCCAGAGCAGAAAUUCCAGGGCUGAGAGACUUUCUGCUCCAAGUGGAUCCUUUUAAAUCUCCUGAGAAUGGACUGGUGAAAGAAUUGUGGGAAACAAUGUUCAAAUGUUCAUUUAAUUUGAAAAGUGACAUUGCGAAGUGUACAGGAUCUGAAUUUCUCAACAGCAGUUACACCAUCUAUUCAGAUGUCUCAGAGUUGAGAAUUUCCUAUAAUGUAUAUAAAGCAGUCUACGCAUUUGCUCAUGCCCUUCACAAUUUAUAUUCUUGUGCAAAUAAUAACGAUCCAUUUGACAAUAAAACUUGUGCGAACAUCAUUGACUUUAAACCUUGGCAGCUCAUGCAUUACCUGAGAGAAGUGCGGUUCACCAGUAAGUUAGGAGAAGAAAUCUACUUCGAUGAAAAUGGUGAUCCUGUUGCAACUUAUGAUCUCGUGAACUGGCAGCAAGAAGAUGCUGGUCAGGUCAGCUUUGUGCCAGUGGGACAUUUCAAUGGUGCUCCAAAUUCAGGACAGGAUCUGGUGGUAAAUGAGACGGCCAUUGUCUGGAAUGGUGGUAAGGCUGAGGUUCCCCAAUCGAUGUGUAGUGUGAGCUGCCGCCCUGGUACAAGGAAAGCAGCUCAAGAGGGAAGAGAAACAUGCUGCUUUGACUGUGUGCCAUGUGCCGAGGGCCAGGUGACCAGCGCUGUCGAUUCCAUAAACUGUAUUCCGUGUCCCGAGGAUUCCUGGUCAAACCUACAGAGAAACAAAUGCAUCCCAAAGGAACUUGAGUUUCUGUCCUUUGCAGAGCCACUGGGCUUGAUGCUGACAACAGGCUCAGCUCUUGGGGCUCUCAGCACAAUCAUCGUUGCGGCAGUUUUAUUAUAUCACAGAGAUACUCCAAUUGUCCGAGCCAAUAACUCCAAGCUCAGCUUCCUGCUGCUCUUUUCUUUGACAUUCUGCUUCUUGUGUUCACUCACCUAUAUGGGCCAGCCCUCCACCUGGACUUGCAUGCUGCGUCACACAUUGUUUGGGGUGAGCUUUGUUCUGUGUAUUUCUUGUGUUCUUGGAAAAACUCUGGUUGUGCUGAUUGCUUUCAAGGCAACUCUUCCCAAUAGUAAUGUGUGGAAAUGGUUGGGCACUCUGCAGCAGGUACUCAGUGUUUUCAGCUGUACACUUAUACAGGUCAUCAUCUGUGUUGUGUGGCUUCUUGUGUCACCACCCUCUGCAGCAAGGAACGUUGAGUAUUCCAGUGAAAAGAUUCUUUUGGAAUGUAAUCUGGGCUCAGUGUCAGCCUUUUGCUGUGUGUUAGGCUAUAUAGGUUUUUUAUCCUGUAUGAGUUUUGUGCUUGCAUUUCUCGCACGAAAGUUGCCAGAUCAGUUCAAUGAGGCUAAAUUGAUCACCUUCAGCAUGCUUGUUUUUGGUGCUGUUUGGUUGGCCUUCAUACCUGCGUACGUCAGUUCCCCUGGAAAGUAUACAGUCGCUGUGGAAAUCUUUGCUAUUUUGUCAUCAAGCUUUGCUGUGCUGAUCUGCAUAUUUGCUCCCAAAUGUUACGUUAUUUUGUUAAAACCCCAUAAAAAUACCAGAAAGCAUCUCAUGGGUAAAACAUGCCCCCAAAAAUCCUUUUGA
Molecule: messenger RNA, 2514 nt
Organism: Callorhinchus milii (elephant shark)
Lineage: Eukaryota; Metazoa; Chordata; Chondrichthyes; Chimaeriformes; Callorhinchidae
Product: extracellular calcium-sensing receptor-like
Exons: 9
Coding region: 1-2514 (837 amino acids)
Biological process (GO): G protein-coupled receptor signaling pathway
Cellular component (GO): membrane
Molecular function (GO): G protein-coupled receptor activity
Source: RefSeq, a predicted model, not a curated record